Scatophagus argus is the source of this 2417-nucleotide messenger RNA. It is a transcript of the gene ezra, whose product is annotated as ezrin a. The transcript is spliced from 13 exons. The record is from RefSeq and is a predicted model, not a curated record. Gene Ontology annotation, cellular component: filopodium; apical part of cell; cytoskeleton. Gene Ontology annotation, biological process: regulation of cell shape; positive regulation of protein localization to early endosome; positive regulation of early endosome to late endosome transport. Lineage: Eukaryota; Metazoa; Chordata; Actinopteri; Scatophagidae. Bases 291 to 2057 code for a protein of 588 amino acids. Gene Ontology annotation, molecular function: cell adhesion molecule binding; actin binding.
UGAGGCAGGUGGUUGUCUUUGGGUGGAGCUGUGCCUUGUGCCUUUCGCGUCCCCACCUGGUGGUCACAGUGGAGGAGAGUCUGUCAUUUUGUGUGAUAGUAACUGAGCUGAUCCUCCCAUAUCGCUGUGGCCGAGUUCAAAGGACACAAGCCCUGCCCUUGAGUCUGCCAGCCAGAGCGUAGCUGCGUUCUUUAUCAGGUGGAGGUUCUGCGGGGAGACGGCCACUGCAGCCUCAGUCAGCCUGGGAAACACUUUCUUCUGCUGGAGCUCGCCCACCAACCUGAGCCAGGAUGCCCAAAACGAUUAACGUUCGCGUCACCACGAUGGAGGCGGAGCUGGAGUUUUCCUUCCACUCCAACACCACAGGGAAGCAGCUCUUCGAUCAGGUUGCCAGGACCAUCGGACUGCGUGAGACUUGGUACUUUGGGCUGCAGUUUGUGGAUAUCAAAGGGUUGCUGACAUGGCUGAACACUGAAAAGAAGGUGACGGCCCAGGAAAUGAAGAGAGAGACCCCCCUGCAGUUCAAGCUGAAGGCCAAGUUCUACCCCGAGGACGUGUCCGAGGAGCUGAUCCAGGACGUCACCCGGAGGCUUUUCUUCCUUCAGGUGAAGGAGGACAUUCUCUCUGAGGACAUCUACUGCCCUCCAGAGACUGCUGUGCUGCUGGCCUCUUAUGCCAUCCAGGCCAAGUAUGGAGAGUACAACAAGUCAGUGCAUCAUCCUGGCUACCUGUCCUCCGAGCGCCUGCUGCCCAAGAGAGUGCUGGAACAACACAAGCUGUCCAAGGAGCAGUGGGAAGAUAGAAUCCAGGUUUGGCACGAGGAGCACGGGUCGAUGCUGAAGGAAGAUGCCGUGAUUGAGUACCUGAAGAUUGCUCAGGACCUGGAAAUGUUUGGUGUCAAUUACUUUGACAUCAAGAACAAGAAGGGCACAGACCUGUGGCUGGGAGUCGACGCUCUGGGAAUGAACAUCUACGAGAAGCAGGACAGGCUGACGCCAAAGAUCGGAUUCCCCUGGAGUGAAAUUAAAAACAUUUCUUUCAGUGAUAAGAAAUUCAUCAUCAAGUCCUUAGAUAGGAAAGCUAAUGAUUUCAUAUUCUACGCCUCACGACUGCGAGUCAACAAGGGCAUCCUGCAGCUGUCCAUAGGCAACCACGACCUGUACACGCGCCGCCGCAAGCCCGACACCAUCGAGGUUCAGCAGAUGAAGGCUCAGGCCAGAGAGGAGAGGCUGCAGAAGAAGAUGGAGAGGGAUCAGCUGGAGUCUGAGAAGAAGAGGAGGGCGGCCAUCGAGAAAGAGAAGGGGGACAUUGAGAGAGAAAAGCAGGAGCUCAUGAUGAAGCUCUACCAGUAUGAAGAGACGACCAAGAGGGCGGAGAGAGAGCUUCAGGAGCAGCUGGACAGAGCCAUGAGGCUGGAGGAGGAGAGGAGGAGGGUGGAGCAGGAGGCGGCCCGGCUGGAGGCUGAGAGGAUGGAGGCCAUAAUAGCCAAGGAGGAGCUGGCCAGACAAGCCGAGGACCAGAUGAAGAGCCAGGAGCAGCUGGCUGCAGAGUUGGCCGAGUACAGCACCAAGAUCGCUCUGCUGGAGGAGGCCAAGAGAGAGAAGGAAGAAGAGGCUGAGUCAUGGCACCACAAGGCUAAGGAAGUGGAGGAGGACCUGAUGAAGACAAAGGAGGAGCUGCACAGUGUGAUGAGCUCUACCAAUUCAGCUCCCCCUGCUGCUUCCUCUUCCUCCUCCUCCUCCUCCUCGGACAGCGAGAGCGACCACGAGCACAGCGAAGAGAACAGCACCUACAGCGCCGAGCUGCAGACGCAGGACAUCAACGACCACCGCCAGGAGGAGGAGCGGCUCACCGAGGCCGAGAAAAACGCGCGCCUGCGGAAGAAGCUGAUGGCCCUGAGCUCAGAGCUCGCAGAAGCCCAACACGAGAACAAGAAGACCCAGAACGAUCUGCUCCACGCCGAGAACGUCCGGGUCGGCCGCGACAAGUACAAGACCCUGCGUCAGAUCCGUCAGGGCAACACCAAGCAGAGGAUUGACGAGUUUGAGGCCUUGUAGAAACCUCAGAGACCUGAAGAUCCUUCCCAGAUACCUCAUGAAGGCCCUGCCGCUCAGCAAUGUUUUUCAUUUAAGUGUGAUGUAAUUGCAGCCACACCAGAUUUUAAAGACCCAGAAAAGCAUGGAGCUGAUCUGUGCAAAGGCCCCUCCAUGAGUUUUAUUUAAUCAGUUUGACUUUUGCAUGAAACCUGUUUGUUUUUCUUUUUUCUUUGUAGCACUCAAACAUCUCCAGUGUGCUGUUUAGUCCCAUGAAAACAGUAACCCACAGCAGAAAGCUAAUGUGCUCCUGACAUACUGUAUGAACAAAGCUGGUGUGAGAGGUGUACUGUAGACAUGAAAUAUAAACGAUCAAAAAAGUUA